Brassica oleracea var. oleracea is the source of this 771-nucleotide messenger RNA. RefSeq names its product pentatricopeptide repeat-containing protein At1g02370, mitochondrial-like. The record is from RefSeq and is a predicted model, not a curated record. The transcript is spliced from 2 exons. The coding region runs from base 30 to 608 and encodes 192 amino acids. Lineage: Eukaryota; Viridiplantae; Streptophyta; Magnoliopsida; Brassicales; Brassicaceae.
CAAGAAAUAAUAUCUGCAGCAUUUCCCUCAUGGCUUCUCUUCAGCUCUGGAAGAAAAUCGCUGCACCGCUAUCUUCGAACGGUCGUAUGUGGAAGAUGGCUUGCACAACGCCGUUUUCAUCUGGCGCUGAGAGCUCUGGUUCGAUAAAGCCAGAGAAAGUGAAAGUGGAGAAGAUGAAGGUGUUUCAGAAGCUGAAGUCUCUUAGGGUUGAGACCAUAGAUCUCAUCAUAAGGGAAGAAGAGAAGAAGGGCGUUUUUGUAGAUCAGGAGGAUCUUUUCAGGUGGGCCAAACUUCUUAAGAACCACAAGCCUGAAAACUCCCUUGAGAUCUUUAGGUGGAUGGAUAAAAAGAAGAUGGUGUUUUCUCCCUCCCAACUUGAGCUUUUUGUGGAUCUUCUGGGCGAGCUUAAAGGAGCAGAAGCGGCUUUAGCCUACUUUGACAAAGUAGAGCCAAAUUUCGAUGAGAUGGACGCUGAAGCCAAAAACCGCCCUGCUUACUUGAAGCUCUUGUAUUGGUUCCGGGUUAAAGAAGAGAGUCAGACUUCGGGGGCAAGAACACAUGUUCUCAAGUUCCCUAAGUGUGAUGAUAAUUGGAAUGUUCUCAAGUGAAUUUAGUUCUUUCAAGCUGUUUGGUGUGUGUUUUAAAACUUUUAAUGAAUGAAGCAGGACUGGAAACAAUCAUAAUAAUCUUUUGCUCUGGAAAACUAAUUCUUUAAGUUAUUGUAUCUCUUCUGUUUAGUCCUUAUAAAUAUUAAUUUUUCAUGUUACAAUA